Brassica rapa (field mustard) is the source of this 786-nucleotide messenger RNA. Its product is annotated as glutathione S-transferase T3-like. NCBI's taxonomy places the organism in Eukaryota, Viridiplantae, Streptophyta, Magnoliopsida, Brassicales, Brassicaceae. The record is from RefSeq and is a predicted model, not a curated record.
AUGGAACCCUUUUCCACACAAACUUCCGGUUUCAUUUCCCUACUAGCUUCGCAGAGCAGUCCAUUCCCUGACUGCGACCCUCCUGAAGCAGUAGCUAACUCUCCUGGGUUAGUGAAACCGGCUUCUAAGAGGAAGUGGACAACUAAAGAGGACCUUGUGCUCAUCAGUGGUUGGCUGAACACGAGCAAGGACCCUAUUGUCAGUAAUGAGCAGAAGAUCACCUCUUUUUGGAGGAGAAUAGAGGCGUACGUGAAUUCUAGCCCUCUGCUCACUGGCAGCGCUCCAAGAGAGUGGGGUCAGUGUAAGCAGAGGUGGGGAAGGGUCAACGAGCAAGUGUGCAAGUUUGUAGGAAGCUACGACGCGGCUUUGAAGCACCAAUCAAGUGGUCAAAAUGAUGAUGAUGUGAUGAAGGCUGCCCAUGAGAUUUUCUUCAAUGAUUACCAAGCGAAAUUCACCAUGGAACACUGUUGGAGGGAACUGAGACAUGAUCAGAAGUGGAAGUCAGUUUUGAAGUCAAGAGAUGGCGGGAAGGAGAAAACGAAGGAAGCUGAACAGGUAAUGGCUGAGGACGAGGUUAGACCAGCUGGUGUUAAGGCUGCUAAAGCAGCCAAACGCAAGAGGCACGGGCAAGAAGCUGCAUUCGAUCAAAUAGAGACCAUCCUGGCUGAGAGAAAAAAGAUCUCCCAGCACAAAAUCCUACAACUUCUACUAGCCAAGAUUGAGACUGAUCUAACCCCUAACGAAAUAACCCUCAAACAGAAACUCAUAUCUGAACUCCUUGAUUGA